Molecule: messenger RNA, 399 nt
Organism: Fusarium graminearum PH-1
Lineage: Eukaryota; Fungi; Ascomycota; Sordariomycetes; Hypocreales; Nectriaceae
Exons: 1
Coding region: 1-399 (132 amino acids)
Source: RefSeq, a predicted model, not a curated record
AUGGCACUUCCCACUUCGGCUGGGGGCAAGGGGCCUGUGCUGAUGCUGUUGCUGGCGCUGGCUUACUGUUAUGAUACUUACGGAUACUGUCGCUGCUGCCACGAACAAGGUGAAGGCGCAUGCAGCAGCAAAGAAGAAGAAAAGCUUGAGAGCGCGGAGUGGGUAUUUCCAGCCAAGGUUGGCUUAGCCUCAACCAAGAUCGCGGUGGGAAUGGAGCGCUAUUGCGCGAACAAGUCUGGCGGCCGUCCUUGUGGGGUGUCCCCUUGUUACCACCAUAGCUUUUUGGUCCUUCUUGCGCCGACCACGACCCUUGGUUGGCUGCCCGGUUGCACUGGAGAUCGUCCCUACGUCGACUGUGUGGAGGUGAUCAUGGUGCACCGUGACCACAAUGCGACCUAA